UCAGCCUCUAAACAACACUGAUACUUUGCUCAGAUGGCAAACAGAGCGAGCUGCACCAAUAAGGUCAGAGUUUACUGUAAUUCCUUUCCAAAUGCCUGCAGGAAGAAAAACUAGCAGGACAGCAGAAAUAACAUCGUGAAUUUUCCAUCCAGGAACAUCAAGUAUUUGGGGAAAUGAUCUAACUGUUAUCUACGUGUUGAAUUGAAUAUAAUUUGUGAUAAUUAUACAACAACACUGAAGUGAAAGGUGCGGAUAUGAGACCAGAGGAGGAGCUGGAAUAUCUGACACCACCCACCUGCGAUCUGCUCAGCCUUCUGCUGAAGAACAGACGCCCCACUGGAGCUGUCAACGAGGUUUGGCCCAACCUCUACAUCGGAGACGCGGCUACAGCUCAGCAUAAAACCCUGUUAGUGAAUCUGGGAAUAACACAUGUCGUGAAUGCUGCAGAUGGCCCCCAGCACAUUGACACCGGGCCACAUUUCUACAAAGACAUCAACAUACAGUAUCAUGGAGUAGAAGCACCAGACUGUAAAGACUUUGACUUGAGCCUGUUCUUCACUGAGACGGCGGAUUUCAUUCAUAGUGCUCUGAGUCAGAAAGGUAAGGUGCUUGUCCACUGUGCACGAGGAAUCAGUCGCUCAGCGACUCUAGCACUGGCCUUCCUCAUGAUCAAGGAAAGACUUACCCUUGUAGAGGCUGUGGAGGUUGUUCGCAGGCGCAGAAACAUUCUUCCAAAUGUUGGAUUUCUGAAUCAACUGUGUCACUUGGACUCCUCCUUGGCCCUGCAGAGGAAAACUGCACAAUAUCAAUGAAUGAGAUGAAAACUUUUGACUUGACUUUUCCUAAAGGACUUGUGCCUUGACUGGGACUCUCAAAUUCCUUAAGACAUAGCUUGUACUUGUUUGAAUUACGUGAGACCUGCCUUGAACUUGUCUCAAAUGACUUCUGACUUGACUUGCACUAGUCUUGAAUGAUUUGUGUCUUGGUUUGGAUCUGUCUCAAAUUUCUUAGACUUGAAUGACUUAAGACUUGCCAUGAUAGAAAUUAGACUUGACUAAGAUUUGUCUUGCAUUAUUUGAGACUUGACUUGGAAUUGAUCUCCAGUGGUCUCACUGGUCUCCAAAAAACAUAAAAAUAGCUCUGCUGUGAACUUGUUUUCUUGUUGUGCAGAAAUCAUUUGAAACCAACGGCUGUCUGCAAUGUCAGAAAAAAUACAUCAAACAAAUCUGAAACAGUACCGUGCACAUUUGAAAACAGUCAGCAAAAAUGGAAAGUAUACAAUGUUUGUAGUUAAGGAGCUGAAACAUACUGAAACACUGGUAUGCUCCUUUAAGUUUAUGUCUAAUACACAGCACAAUCAAAUCACAGGCCAUUAAAACAAAUGUAGCACAACUGUCAAAACCCCUGCUGUACUUGAACAACACAAAGACAAUGUAUUCCUAUAAAUAAACAAUGCUCCACUUA
Molecule: messenger RNA, 1464 nt
Organism: Micropterus salmoides (largemouth bass)
Lineage: Eukaryota; Metazoa; Chordata; Actinopteri; Centrarchiformes; Centrarchidae
Product: dual specificity phosphatase 29-like
Exons: 3
Coding region: 255-812 (185 amino acids)
Biological process (GO): protein dephosphorylation; negative regulation of MAPK cascade
Cellular component (GO): cytoplasm
Molecular function (GO): protein tyrosine/serine/threonine phosphatase activity; MAP kinase phosphatase activity
Source: RefSeq, a predicted model, not a curated record